UGGAAUGUCUGGAGUCAGGGGCGGCCAGGGGGGACGAGGGGACUCCCAUCUUUGGAGCAGUCUGCAGAGGAGGCCAGUGGGCCUGGCUAGCCAGAGGAGCCUCCCUGGAGGUGAUCAACACCCAGACUGGGGUCAGACAAGGGGCGUGGUGCUUCGGGAAGUCUCAGAAGGAUCCGCUGGUAACCAUCAGCUGUGUUAAGGAGUAUGACUAUCAGAAAUCUGUCAAGCUUCUGGUGGGUCUCCAGACUGGGGGAGGGCGGGGCAUGGUCUGUGUGCUGGACCCUAACAUCAGUAAGGUCAUCAGGGCAGUGGACUUCCCUCAGAAGGUUUGUUUGUUUGUUUGUUUGUUUGUUUGGUGGGGCUCCAGACUGGGGGAGGGCGGGGCAUGGUCUGUGUGCUGGACCCUAACAUCAGUAAGGUCAUCAGGGCUGUGGACUUCCCUCAGAAGGUUUGUUUGUUUGUUUGUUUGUUUGUUUGUUUGGUGGGACUCCAGACUGGGAGUGGGCGGGGCAUGGUCUGUGUGCUGGACCCUAACAUCAGUAAGGUCAUCAGGGCUGUGGACUUCCCUCAGAAGGUUUGUUUGUUUGUUUGUUUGUUUGUUUGUUUGUUUGGUGGGGCUCCAGACUGGGGGAGGGCGGGGCAUGGUCUGUGUGCUGGACCCUAACAUCAGUAAGGUCAUCAGGGCUGUGGACUUCCCUCAGAAGGUUUGUUUGUUUGUUUGUUUGUUUGUUUGGUGGGGCUCCAGACUGGGGGAGGGCGGGGCAUGGUCUGUGUGCUGGACCCUAACAUCAGUAAGGUCAUCAGGGCUGUGGACUUCCCUCAGAAGGUGACCUCAGUUGAACCAAUCACCAAUGUGGGCGGGGUCAUGACCCCAAAGGGUUUCCUCAGCGACCAGCUCUACAAGUUCUUCUUCGGCAUCGUUGCCGUGGGAACCGUUGGCGGCCACACCUACCUGGUCGACAUGGCAACAGACCAUGAGGAGGAGUCAGACGAGGUCAACCUGAACCACCUGGAGGUCAUCACCAUGGAAACCAGGGACCUAGCAUCCAAGAGAGAAAACGCUCUACACAGAGGAAAACUCUUCUGUUUAGAUAUCACUGCUGACUGCCACAGAAGGGGAACUUUCUACUACCGCACACCAGACGGGAAAAACAUCAACAGCUUUUAUUCCUCCAACGUUGUUGUGAGUUCUCUGCAGUUCCUCAAGAGAACAGGAACUCUGGCUGUGGGCUACAACUUUGGGCAGUUCCAGCUGUGGAGGCUGUCGGGACCUGGACUGGAUUUCAGCAGUAACAUAGAGAACAGCACAUCGGCUGUGACACAUUUCGCCUACCAGGAGCCAGAGAACGAUCCUGGGAACUACUGCUACCU
Messenger RNA from Branchiostoma floridae (Florida lancelet), 1371 nucleotides. Its product is annotated as protein ELYS-like. Gene Ontology annotation, molecular function: protein binding. The record is from RefSeq and is a predicted model, not a curated record. Lineage: Eukaryota; Metazoa; Chordata; Leptocardii; Amphioxiformes; Branchiostomatidae.